Molecule: messenger RNA, 2206 nt
Organism: Odontomachus brunneus
Lineage: Eukaryota; Metazoa; Arthropoda; Insecta; Hymenoptera; Formicidae
Gene: Ms
Product: myosuppressin
Exons: 3
Coding region: 504-851 (115 amino acids)
Source: RefSeq, a predicted model, not a curated record
UUACUAUCGCUCAACUUUGUCAAAUAUUAAUAAAGUUGAGUUGACAAUCUGAGUAGUUGCUUCGAUAAUAAAUAUUAUCUACUUCGACGGAAUUGUCGACGAAAUUCGACAGCGAACGUUAGCUCACUUAUAAUAUAAGCGUGUAUUAAUGUGAAUAUUUCGUUCCGCUCAGCUAAGCAUCGACGCACGAAUGUAUGUAACAUCUGGUUCCAGUAGACCGCGUGAUUUACUUAGGGAAAUCGUAGGCUUGGGAACAAUUUUGGUGUAUAUAAGCUAAUAUCUACGGACAUUUGCGGGCAUGCCUAUUGCAUCCAUAUCAAAUAAAGGAAUAUAUAUAGAAGAAUAAUACAUAAUAUAACAUUAUCAGCUACGUGUGCACAAUCAUAAAUAUGUAUCUAUCAAACAGCAACGAUCCAAAUAUUUAGGUGUAAUUCUCUGUCAACACUGCAUUUAUCAUUUAGUACAUCAAACGAUAUAUAAAUUUUCUAAUUACAAUCCCAAACAUGAUGAGCUCGACGUUGAUGGUUCUCGUGUCUGUGACAACUAUGGCAAUGAUAUCCGGCGAAGUUUUCGCCGCGUUGCCUGCUCAGUGCAAUCCGGGAUUUUUUGAGGAGCUUCCGCCCAGGCUACGUAAAAUCUGCGUCACUAUCGCCAGAAUAUGGGACGCUAGUGACAUGAAUAAUUUUAUCGACGACAAAGACUUUGUGAAUGUGUGUAUGUGUGUGUGGCGGCUUAUUUUUUAUGUAACCCGUAGUAACCCUCUGUGCAUAAUAUUUUUGCAAAAGCUGUUACAAAUGGAUUUAUUCAGCAUCGAAGAGUCGAAACAACUCAUAAAUGCACGACCUACUUGAUCUAAUUUCGGAUUUGCAGCUGCUUUCGUGCUUCGAUAUAAUGAAGAAUCCAUCUCUGAAAUAAGACCAACCAAUAACGGAAUAUUUUGUAUUGAUUUGUAUCUUUUAUUUAUACACUGAUUUUUAUGUAUGUAUAUAUUUUUAUUUUUACAGUAUACUAUACCGAUUAUGCUAUCCUGGAUGUCAAUCCUUUUUUAUUCGAUUAUUCGUAUAUAUUUUCGAGUUGAAGUUUGCGUUUGGAUAAUCAAGGGAGCUGUAUUGAAUUGCUUUCAGAAUACCGAGAGUAUUUGCCGCGAUAUAACAGCGGUGUCAAGAGGCAAGAUGUCGAUCACGUUUUCUUGCGCUUCGGCAAACGACGUUAAAAUGGCAUCGCCCAUUCUGCUCUGUAUGCACAAGCGGUAAACGAUCAAGUUCUCUUCAAGUCGUUCGAUCGCCUCAUCAUCGACUCGUAGGACAUUUGCCGAAUUAUAAAAAUCUACAAUCAGCCCUUUCCCUCCCCCGCGCCGAAAGACGAUCGCCUAAUCUCAUUAAAUAAUCUAGUCUCUUCUUCGACUAUUGCAUUUGAACGGCGUUUAAGGGCGAAAUCGGUGCUUUUUUAGCGUUAAGUCAACGUGAAAGUGAUUUCGAUAGAUUUUGAUAGAUUUGCACUUCAAACACACACCGCGAUUAAUUUGUUCAAAAAGUUCAGAUAGAUAUCAAAUAGCUUUGAAACGUGUUACAUUAUGCAAGUUUUUUGGUAAAUAUAUAGAAAACUGGUGCCACCUCCGAUAGGCUUGACCUUGACAUAUGUUAUAGAGGUCACUCUCCUGAGUGACCUUCUGAAGAUUUUAGCCGUCGCUCGUUGUUUGUUAAAAAGUUAUUAACAAAAGAAGUUGCAUAAAAUGAAUGUAAUUUUUGGACACCGUAUAUAUGAAAACAUCGAAUUUGUAGGUUAAGAAGAUGUCUGCCACUGCUCUAAGUAACAUUUAAAAGCUUUUAACUGGCACUCAUUGUUUGUUAAAAAGUUAAAAAAAAUGCAUUAAUAUCAACACAGAGUAUAUUAAGUGGAGUAUAUAAACGGUGUCUGUCACGCUUCCUGUGUCUAGGAAGCUACGUCCCCCAGUUACACGGCUAGGGACAGGCACCUUUUUUAUUUUUAUUAUUUUCUAUUUAUAAAAUUUCAAAUAUAAUAGGAACACAUGCGCACACCACGAUGUUGUCCAAAAAUUACAUUCAUUUCAUGCAACUUCCUUUGUUAAUAACUUUUUAACGAACAACAAGCGACGGCUAAAACCUUCAGAAAGUCACUCAGGAGGGUGACCUCUAUAACAUAUGUCAAGGUCAAGCCCAUCGGAGGUGGCACCAGUUUUCUAUAU